Chiroxiphia lanceolata (lance-tailed manakin) is the source of this 1892-nucleotide messenger RNA. It is a transcript of the gene TMEM185A, whose product is annotated as transmembrane protein 185A. Bases 130 to 1182 code for a protein of 350 amino acids. The transcript is spliced from 7 exons. NCBI's taxonomy places the organism in Eukaryota, Metazoa, Chordata, Aves, Passeriformes, Pipridae. The record is from RefSeq and is a predicted model, not a curated record.
GGAAGGCCGGCGGCGCGCACCGCCCGGUUCCCGGCGGCGGGCCGUGCGCACGCGCGGAGGCGGCGAGGCCCGGCCCGGCCAGGCCCGAGAGCGGUGGCCGCGCCAUGAGCGCCUGGUAGAGCGGCCGCGAUGAACCUGCGCGGCUUCUUCCAGGACUUCAACCCCAGCAAAUUCCUUAUUUAUGCCUGCCUGCUGCUCUUCUCUGUGUUGCUCUCUCUACGUCUGGAUGACAAAAUUCAGUGGAGUUACUGGGCUGUGUUUGCUCCAAUAUGGCUGUGGAAGUUGAUGGUGAUUGUUGGUGCCUCGGUGGGAACAGGAGUAUGGGCUCGGAACCCGCAGUACCGAGCAGAAGGAGAAACCUGUGUGGAGUUCAAAGCUAUGUUAAUUGCAGUAGGCAUCCACCUGCUACUGCUGAUGUUCGAAGUCCUGGUGUGUGACAGGAUCGAAAGAGGAACCCAUUUCUGGCUUCUGGUCUUCAUGCCCUUGUUCUUCGUGUCUCCGGUGUCAGUUGCAGCGUGUGUGUGGGGAUUCCGACACGACAGGUCCCUGGAGCUGGAAAUCUUGUGUUCAGUCAAUAUUCUACAGUUCAUAUUUAUUGCACUCAGACUAGACGAGAUCAUCAAGUGGCCGUGGCUUGUUGUUUGUGUUCCACUGUGGAUCUUGAUGUCCUUCCUGUGCCUGGUGGUGCUCUAUUACAUUGUGUGGUCUGUUCUGUUCCUGCGCUCUAUGGACGUGAUUGCUGAGCAGAGGAGGACACACAUCACCAUGGCUGUCAGCUGGAUGACAAUUGUGGUUCCACUGCUCACAUUUGAGAUCUUGCUAGUACACAGACUGGAUGGGCAUAAUUCUUUUUCCUUCAUACCCAUAUUUGUUCCUCUCUGGCUUUCACUGAUAACAUUAAUGGCAACAACAUUUGGGCAAAAAGGAGGAAAUCACUGGUGGUUUGGAAUUCGCAAAGACUUUUGCCAGUUCCUACUUGAAAUCUUCCCAUUCUUACGAGAAUAUGGAAAUAUUUCUUAUGAUCUUCAUCAUGAAGAUAAUGAGGAGACAGAAGAAACACCACUGCCUGAACCGCCAAAAAUUGCACCAAUGUUUCGAAAAAAGACUGGAGUGGUCAUUACACAGAGUCCUGGAAAAUAUGUGAUUCCACCUCCCAAGUUAAACAUUGAUAUGCCAGAUUAAGAUGACAGUAGCAUAUUAAACUUGAACUGGUCAUCAGCAGACAAAUGUAUUUCAUCUCAUGCCUUGUCCAAAUCCCUUUAAAAUAGGUAUUGCUGAAUCAGUGGCUUGGAUUACACAAAUCAGAGAUCUCGAAGAUAAUCUGAGAGCUUUUCCAGAGGAUUGUGGUUGUCUAAUUUGUGAACCUUCCUCACGGGUUGGUUGCACGCUUGCCUGUAUAGUAUUUAUAUGAACAUUUUUAGCAGUGUAAUAUAUUGUUUAAAAGUCUUGUUGUGUACAGUAUAAGUAUUAUCUAAAAGUAUUUUUUUAAAAACCCUGUAUGAAAUGCCUAUGCUAUUCCAGGUGUCUUUUAGGUCCUAAAUAUACACUUGAUUUUUGUGUCUCUUUUAAAUGCUUUGGGGAUGCCUUAGCAUAGUACCUCUUUACUACUUUUUCUGUUCAGCCACAAUCAUUGUCUCAACCACAGAGGCACAAGAGUGUUGCUCUUCUCAUGCAACACUGGAAAGCUUUUUUGGGGGGGGAGAAGUAGAGUAUAUGGCAACUUACAUGAUGCUUUUGAGUUAGUCAUGUAAAUUUUCAUGUAAGUAUUUCAACUUUUGCACUGUCUUGGGAGUCACAUGUUGCUUUUGUUGCUUUACCAGUUCCACAUUUUGAUACUUCCUGAGCAGCAUGUACACCAUUCUCCCACUAGACUGGCUGUUUAAUAAGCUGUU